AGAUGGUUUUGAGCCAAACAUGCACAUUGGCGAGAAAUGCAGCAAGGUACUAGAAAAAUGCGACCGUAACGUUGACUGUAACCGUGAGAAUAAACGGUGUGUAAACGGGAACUGCCGGUGCGAUACAAACUUCCGGCUCAACGCAAACACAUAUGUGUGUGAAGUGGUUGUGUGCGGUCGCGACACCGAUUGCCAACCCUUUUACAAUCAGCACCGGAAGUGUGACGUGAAUUCAGGCAAAUGCUUGUGUCAGUCAUAUCGUGAUAAUCCAGAAUCGGUUACGUAUUCACAUAAUCCGGAUAAUGGCUACAAAUGUGAGCCCCAAUUGAGGUCUUGUUGCGAUGGAAAACUCAAAAUUUUCAGUAAAUCAACCAAAAUGUCGCUAAAGUUUGAUUUCAGUGGUAGAGUAGCGCUGGUGACGGGCUCGAGCUCAGGCAUCGGCGCCGCCACAGCCAUACUGUUUGCCAAAUCGGGCGCCAAAGUAGUGGUGACCGGACGUAAUGCCGACAAAGUGGCCGAAGUGGCCAAACAGUGCGCCGUUGUGUCGCCGAUCGGCGUCUCAGCCGUACUGCAAGUCGUGGCGGACGUGACUCGCGAACAGGAUUUACAACAUUUAGUGACCCAAACAGUGGACACUUUCGGCCGAUUGGAUGUAUUGGUCAAUAACGCGGGCGCGAGUGUUAUGAGCGCCGUAUACGACGACAAAUUCAUUGAGGCCUACAAAUGGGUUUUAAACACUAAUCUUAAUUCAAUGGUCUUUUUGACACACAUUUGUGUCAAACAUUUGGAGAAAACUAAAGGAAAUAUUGUCAACGUUUCCAGUAUUGCGGCCAAACUUAGUGUGUCCAACGCGUCGCCAUAUUGUAUGUCAAAGGCAGCGAUGGAUAUGUUUGGCAAAUGUAUUGCCGUUGAAUUGGGACCGAAAGGCAUUCGCGUCAAUACUGUUAAUCCGGGCGCCGUUCGCACGAACAUAAUCGAGGCUCAGGGGGCGUCCAAAGAGGUGGCCAAUCAGGUGUACGACAUAUUUAGCCGCAAAUACCCGGUCGGGAGGGCGGGAGAGGGACUCGACAUUGCAUACAAUAUCCUAUACCUGGCGUCAGACGAGUCGUCGUUUGUGACGGGAACCAGUCUUGUGUCCGAUGGCGGACACGUGGCCGCCAAUGUGUCAAUGGAUGCAGUAGCGCUGGUGACGGGCUCGAGCUCAGGCAUCGGCGCCGCCACAGCCAUACUGUUUGCCAAAUCGGGUGCCAAAGUAGUGGUGACCGGACGUAAUGCCGACAAAGUGGCCGAAGUGGCCAAACAGUGCGCCGAAGUGUCGCCGACCGGCGUCUCAGCCGUAUUGCGAGUCGUGGCGGACGUCACCCAAGAAGAAGAUUUACGGCGUUUAGUAACCGAAACAGUGGACACUUUCGGCCGAUUGGAUGUAUUGGUCAAUAACGCCGGGACUGUAUCCAUGUGUCCCAUAUAUGAUGAUCAAUUCAUUGCCUCUUAUAAAAAUAUUUUAGAAAUAAAUCUCAAUUCAGUGGUCUUUUUGACACACAUUUGUGUCAAACAUUUGGAGAAAACUAAAGGAAAUAUUGUCAACGUUUCCAGUAUUUCGGCCAAACUUACGGUGCCAAACUCUGCUCCGUAUUGUAUGUCAAAGGCAGCGAUGGAUAUGUUUGGCAAAUGUAUUGCCGUUGAAUUGGGACCGAAAGGCAUUCGCGUCAAUACUGUUAAUCCGGGAGUCGUUCGCACCAACAUAUUCGCGGCGAUUGGGGCGCCCGAAGAGGUGACCACUCAAAUGUUGGACAUAUUUAGCCGCAAAUACCCGGUCGGAAGGGUCGGAGAGGGACUCGACAUCGCAUACAAUAUCCUAUACCUGGCGUCAGACGAGUCGUCGUUUGUGACGGGAACUAGUCUUGUGUCCGAUGGCGGACAUGUGGCCGCCAAUGUGUCAAUGAAUGCGUUUGAU
Medioppia subpectinata is the source of this 1954-nucleotide messenger RNA. NCBI's taxonomy places the organism in Eukaryota, Metazoa, Arthropoda, Arachnida, Sarcoptiformes, Oppiidae. The record is from the annotation of a GenBank genome assembly.